Messenger RNA from Entrophospora sp. SA101, 936 nucleotides. The record is from the annotation of a GenBank genome assembly. NCBI's taxonomy places the organism in Eukaryota, Fungi, Glomeromycota, Glomeromycetes, Entrophosporales, Entrophosporaceae.
AUGAACCUAAGAAGAUUUGCUGCUGGUCGUCUACAGUCAAAAAAAGUAACAGAUGAUGAUUUAUUAGCUAUAAGAAGAGGGAAAACGGGUAGAUCAUUGAGAGGAAAAGGAACUUCUAUACUUGAAACAUUUAGUAAUCAUAUUAUGAUUCCAAAAUUUCAAAAUUAUUCAAAAUUAGAUCUGGAACGUAUAAUUAAAGAACACGGUGGUAGAUUUUUUCAACAUCAUGAAGCACAGCCUAAUAUGUACAUUUUAGCUGAUACAACUUCAAAUCUUCGUAUUCGUAAUCUUAUAGAAAGAGAAAAAUAUGACAUAAUAAAACCUCAAUGGGUUUUAGAUUGUAUUGAUGUUAUGGAAGUUAUACCUUUGGGACCAAAAUAUAUGUUGUUUACUACACAAGAAACAGCCCAAGAAUUUCUUACUAGAAUGGAUGAAUCAGGUGAUAGUUAUACGGACCCAGUAAAUUCAGAAACAUUGAAAGAGAUUUUUGAUGGUAUGGAAAUGCAGAAAGAAAUCAAUCUUUAUCACGAGAGUUAUCUCCGGUUGGUUAAUGAAAUCGAGGAAAAGUAUUUUGAUGAUGGAGGAUUACCAAAUUCUUUAUUUAGGAAUUUGGUGGUUUUUAUUGAGUAUCUGCCUUUUAAACAAUAUCUAGAUGGAGAAGAAUCAAAAGAUAGUUUAUGGGCUUUACGAGAGGGAUGUCGUGAUAGAUUGAAAUAUGUUGAGAUGAUUCUUCGUUAUAAUGGAGCACAAAUAUCAAACGAUUAUUCAAUAAACAUAACCCAUGUGAUAUUUGAUAAUCAAGAUUUAAGUCGUGUCAAUACGGAAAAAGAAUUUUUUCAAAGACUUGGAAUAUAUCCCAAAUUUCUUCGAUCGUCGUGGAUUAUUGAUAGCGAUAAUGCGAAAUUUAGAUUGGAGGAAAAAGGUUAUUUGUUAUGA